Serendipita indica DSM 11827 is the source of this 642-nucleotide messenger RNA. Lineage: Eukaryota; Fungi; Basidiomycota; Agaricomycetes; Sebacinales; Serendipitaceae. The record is from the annotation of a GenBank genome assembly.
AUGGUUCUCGUUUUGGUCAUUGGAGACCUCCAUAUCCCAUAUCGCACGCAUGACCUCCCAGCAAAGUUUAAGAAACUGCUGGUCCCUGGCAAGAUUCAACAAAUAAUAUGCACCGGAAAUGUGUGUGACAAGGAGACGUACGAGUAUUUGCGGACAGUUUCCCCGGAUGUACACAUUGUACGAGGCGACUACGACGAUAACCCCGGUUUCCCGCUCUCUUUGACCAUACAUCAUCCACCAUUGUCAAUUGGUGCCAUUCAUGGACACCAAUGUAUCCCAAGUGGAGAUGUAGACCAACUCAGCGCACUCGCAAGGCAAAUGGACGUCGACGUAUUAUUGUCUGGUCAUACUCAUACAUUUCACGCACAAGAGGUUGAAGGACGAUUCUUCCUAAACCCAGGGAGCGCCUCGGGGGCGUGGAGCGGUGCAUUCUCUUCAGAGGUGAUCCCGUCGUUUGCGUUGCUUGAUAUCCAAGGUCCCAUCGUCACGACAUACGUGUACCAACUAAUAGAUGGAGAAGUACGAGUGGAGAAGAUUGAAUAUCGUAAACCACUAGAAAUUCACCCGAUGACACCAAAACCUCCCCAAAAUCCAUCAAGUCCGCCUCCAGUAUCAUCACCUUCUCGGGAUACGGUAUGGUAG